This is a messenger RNA of Spinacia oleracea (spinach), 2806 nucleotides long. RefSeq lists its product as uncharacterized. Gene Ontology annotation, cellular component: membrane. The record is from RefSeq and is a predicted model, not a curated record. The transcript is spliced from 14 exons. Gene Ontology annotation, molecular function: uracil:monoatomic cation symporter activity; allantoin:proton symporter activity. NCBI's taxonomy places the organism in Eukaryota, Viridiplantae, Streptophyta, Magnoliopsida, Caryophyllales, Amaranthaceae. Gene Ontology annotation, biological process: nitrogen compound transport. Bases 237 to 2687 code for a protein of 816 amino acids.
CUCAUUUAUUUUGGUCACACUUCUUGAAUGCAGACAAAACCUCAUUUUUAUUUGUACCAUACAGUCCUUUUGUAUAUCUUAAGGAUUCCAUGAAUCUCUGCUGUAAACCAUAUUAGUUCAUUGUAAGAAUCUGAGCUUUUAAUACAAGUUACUGUCAGAUUGUUGUGUUCUUCCCAGAAGUCUGCAGCUGUGUUCUUUUCUCCAAUCAUCUUCUUCAACAAUUGGUGGGACUGAAGAUGUAUGUGGUAGAGAGUAAAACAGGAGCUAUACUGUGCAUGCUUCUCUCUCUAAUCUUCUUAGGGACAUGGCCUGCUGUUUUGGCUUACCUUGAAAGGCGUGGCCGCCUUCCUCAACAUACUUAUCUUGAUUAUGCUCUUACUAAUCUCCUAGCUGCCGUGUUUAUAGCACUCACAUUAGGUGAGAUUGGAGAGACCAAACCAGGCAUGCCAAAUUUCUUAACUCAACUCUUUCAGGUUCAAGAGAAUUGGCCUUCGGCGUUGUUUGCAAUGGCUGGAGGAGUUGCUCUUAGUGUAGGGAAUCUAUCUAUACAGUAUGCUAUGGCUUUAGCUGGGUUAUCAGUUGUUGAGGUUGUAAGUGCUAGCAUUACCGUUGUCAUAGGAACCACAGUAAACUAUUUCCUGGAUGACAGAAUAAAUAAGGCAGAAAUCCUUUUCCCUGGAGUAGGUUGUUUUCUGAUUGCAGUGUUCGUGGGCUCGGCUGUUCACAAAUCUAAUGAUGCUGAUAAUACUGCAAAACUCAAAAAUUUGGAAAGUAAACUAGAAGAACAGGAAAGACUAGUGACGCCACCAAAACCGACUUUUGACAGGAAAUCCGAUAUUUCAGCCUCAGAUGGAACAUCUGCUCAUAAAGUUUCUAUCGACCUUGAAAAGACAAAUGAACCUACAAAGGAGCCGGAGUUUGGAACUGCAAAGUUCCUCAUUCAGCUUGAGGAAAAAAGAUCCAUAAAGGUGUUUGGCAGGAGUAUUUGGAUCGGUUUAGCAAUAACAUUUUUUGCUGGAAUUUGUUACUCCUUUUUUUCUCCACUAUUCAAUAUAGCAACCAAUGACCAGUUUCACCGUUUGAGGAAAGGAGUGCCUCAUUUGGUUGUUUAUACCGCUUUCUUCUACUUUUCCAUCUCCUCUUUUGCAAUUGCACUCAUCUUGAAUGUCACCUUCCUAUUUCACCCUAUUUUGGGAUUGCCAAAGUCAUCAUUUGAUGCCUACUUUAAGGACUGGAAUGGUCGAGGAUGGGCCCUUUUGGCUGGCUUACUCUGUGGAUUUGGAAAUGGUCUUCAGUUUAUGGGAGGUCAGGCUGCAGGAUAUGCUGCAGCUGAUGCUGUUCAGGCACUUCCAUUGGUGAGCACCUUUUGGGGAGUAGUUGCUUUUGGAGAAUACAGGAAAUCAACAAGAAAAACAUACACACUACUUGAGGAAGGAAGCCCAAUAAUAAGAGUGAUAGAGAAGAUAACAAAGAGGAUUUUGUCAAGUGGUUUAGAAAUGUUUGUGGUUGAAAGCAAAGGAGGAGCAAUAGUAUGUAUGCUCAUGUCUUUGCUGUUCUUGGGUACAUGGCCUGCUGUGUUAGCCUUCCUCGAAAGGCGUGGCCGUCUUCCUCAACACUCUUAUCUUGAUUACUCCAUUACCAAUCUCUUGGCUGCUGUUAUCAUUGCUCUUACUCUUGGUCAAAUGGGAGAUGCUAAACCUGGCAUGCCUAAUUUCAUCACCCAACUUUAUCAGGAUAACUGGGCCUCAGUGUUAUUCGCAAUGGCAGGUGGAGUAGUCCUCUCUAUCGGGAACCUAUCCACACAAUAUGCUUGGGCACUAGUAGGUUUAUCAGUAGUAGAGGUGGUCUCUGCUAGCAUUACUGUUGUAAUAGGCACCACAUUGAACUAUUUCCUGGAUGACAAAAUUAACAAGGCUGACAUCCUUUUCCCUGGUGUCGCGUGUUUUCUUGUUGCUGUCAUUUUGGGUUCACUUGUUCACUCAUCUAAUGCGUCUGACAACAAGAAAAAACUCGGUGAUCUGCCAACUGGUUCUGAAGACAAGGCAGAUAAAAAAUCAGCUACGAUGGAUCCUGAAAACGGUGAAAUGACCAAGGUAGAAGGGGCACAGUUCGGGACUGCAGAAUUCCUCAUCGAACUUGAGAAUAAGAGAUCCAUAAAGGUGUUUGAUAGGAGCAUUUGGCUUGGACUUGCUAUAACUUUCUUUUCCGGGAUCUGCUUCUCUCUCUUCUCACCGUUCUUCAACCUAGCAACAAACGAUCAAUUCCACCUCCUAGAGAAAGGGGUUCCUCAUUUGGUGGUUUACACUGCUUUCUUCUACUUCUCAGUGUGUUGUUUCGUGGUUGCAAUUGUUUUGAACAUCAUAUUCCUAUACCGUCCUAUUUUGAACUUGCCAAAGUCAUCAUUUAAGGCCUACUUAGCAGACUCGAAAGGAAGAGGAUGGGCCUUACUUGCAGGUUUACUUUGUGGUUUUGGGAAUGGCCUUCAGUUCAUGGGAGGUCAGGCUGCUGGUUAUGCUGCAGCUGAUGCUGUUCAGGCACUUCCUCUAGUGAGCACAUUUUGGGCCAUACUGUUAUUUGGAGAGUACAGAAAAUCAUCAAGACGAACAUAUAUAUUAUUAGUUAGCAUGUUGCUGAUGUUCAUUGUAGCUGUUGGUGUCCUCAUGGCAUCUGCAGGACACAGGAAAUGAUUUAGCUUCAAAGAAAUGUAAAUAUUAUUAGUAGGCCUUUCCCAAUGCAAAAGUGCAGAUUUUAUGUUUCGCGAUCUCUGAAAUAUAUUGUGGUAAUAAAAACUUCACUUUCCUUAACA